Messenger RNA from Aspergillus clavatus NRRL 1, 885 nucleotides. RefSeq lists its product as uncharacterized. Lineage: Eukaryota; Fungi; Ascomycota; Eurotiomycetes; Eurotiales; Aspergillaceae. The transcript has 3 exons. The record is from RefSeq and is a predicted model, not a curated record. Gene Ontology annotation, molecular function: zinc ion binding. Bases 1 to 885 code for a protein of 294 amino acids.
AUGCUUUCUCCCCAGAAAUCCGCCGUCGGCGGCCUUUCGCCUCGCACCGCCGUCCCGCUACGGGGUCUCUUCCUCGACGGCGUCUGGAGGUGCAACUGCCCCGAGCGGCCGCCGGCGGUUAAGCUCCAGACAAAGAACCAUGGAGUCAACCAUGGUAGAUGGUUCUACACCUGUCAGAAACCGCAAAACAAGCGCUGCAACUUCUUCCUCUGGCACAGCGACGCCGAGGCCCGCGAGAAGCACACCGUUCUGGCCAACUCGCGCUCCGAACCCGGCUCCGCGGCCGCGACGCCGACUAAGGUCCAGCCCCAACGAUUCGCGAACGGUCUCCCCACGCCUCAGACGGAUGUGAAGGAUGGACCGCGUAAGGCCGCGCGUACGGAAACCUAUGCGUCGCCUGGCAAGAGGAAGCUAUCGGAGAUGGAGGAUGAGAGGGGGGGUAGCUUUGUCUCGAUGACGCCGACGUUGGUCUCCUCACCGCGGACGGGGACGGGGAUGGGGACGGGGCUAGAGCUAGGCGCGGGGAGCCGGUUGCCGCCGCCGUCGUCGGCGGAGAUCUCGAUGACUCCGACACCGACGCCUGGGAGGUUCAGGAAUGUGCUGGAGGCGGAUGUGGGUGGGGAUUCGUCGAAGCUUGCGCUUCAGGCGUUGAAGAUCCUGGAGGCGCACAAGGUGGUGGUGCCGAAGCAGGCGCAGGAUGAGCUGAUGGGGCUUCUGAACAGGCAAGAUCUGAAGAUGAAAGGUAUCAGCCGUGGGCGGGACAUUUCGCGCAUUGCGCUGAAGAAGAAAGACGAGACAAUCAUGAGACUGAAUGAGAGAAUCGCGAGCCUGGAGUCGCAGAGGGAAAUGGAUAGGGCGGUGAUUGAUGGCUUGAGGGGUCGCUGA